AUGCCCGUGUCUUCGUUGAACUACUGCCACGGCAGAAAGCUGAAACCAUCUUUGAAAAUUGCAAAAACAACUUCAAUUUCUUCGUUUAUUUCUUCUGCGCCAUCGAACUCGUUUUCCCCCGUGGAGGACACAGCAUCUGCUUCUUCAUCUGCAUCAUCUUCAUCGUCUGGAAAAUCAGUAAGGUUUGCUACACAUUUAUAUACGGUCAAAAAGUUCAAUACUAAAUUAGCGCCCAUCUCAAUAUCAGAAAGAGCCAGCAAUUUGCCAGCUAAAUACAUCACUUCUCAACUCUCGAAAAGCACGCAUAGCAGUUAUGUUCCAUUGAUUUUUCCUGUUAUCAAUAGUGAGGACCACCCCUACAGUUUAGACAUUUUGGAUUAUAGUGACCUGGAGUACGACGACAAGGAUGAUGAAUACGACAAUGAAAGUGAUGUAGAGGAGGGUGCAAAGCUUGUCCUUGAUCGCAACCUUCUUAAUAAGAAGGAAGAUCCGUGCCUGGGUGAAGAGAAUAAAUUUGACAUUGUUGAUUGGAAACUCAUCAAUAGUAAUUUGCACCCAUUCAAGAGUAAUGGUGCUGUGAAUUUAGCAGAGUUGGAAUCUAGAAUAUUUUCUUACUUGAACGGUCAAAACAUCAAAGUUCACUCAUUAGAAUUAUCCAGUCCUGUAAGUCACGAAGAUUUUUGCCACAAUAAUUUUGGUAGCUGCCAAUUUUCGGGACUUGUAUUUGUCAAUAAUUUAAAUUUCGAAAAAAACAUCGAGAUCAAAUUCACUUUAAGUAACUGGUCAGAUAUACAUUACAUCAACGCACGUUUCAACAAGUCAAUUACUUCGAAAAUUGACGAAUUUAGAUUUGUUAUUGAUUUUUCUGCGUUGAAAUUAAAUUUAGUUUCAAAAAACCUAAUUUUCGCUAAUUCGAAUGAAAAAAGAACCGAUUGUAUUUUAAAUUUGCAAUUCUGUUGCCGCUAUGAUGUUAAUUAUUUGAGCAGUAAGACAUUUUACGAUAAUAAUGACUAUAGAAACUAUGAGGUAACGAUUUCUUUGUCCACAAUAAUCAAUCUCAAUCGCGGAGUUUCAAAAUUUCCAAAACAUGAAUCCAAACAUGCCUCGCUCCUGCUAACAGACUGCAGUGCUGGUGUUCAUAUAUUGAAAAACAACGAUAAUGUAAAAAAACCAUUAAGAAAAUUUAACGAUGAUACGGAUUAUUUUAACGACUCACCGUUGAAGCACAAGUUUCAUCAUUCGUUCGGGAGGGAAGCUGCCUACCAACAGGAAGGCACUCCACCAACUACAAGAUUAGAAACGAAUGACAGUGAAAUAAAACCCUUUGGCAACUUGGUCGAGGCCUCAACCUCUGAUGCAGAUGAGGAUAUAGUUGAUGGCUCCUAUGAUUUAUCUUUACAAGACUUUAACUACUGGGAAUUUACGAACCAUGGGCUUGGAAAGGCGUUAGCCGACUCAGAUAUUUUACAGUUUAAAAACUACUCGAAACCCGAAGCCUUUAGUAGGUACCCUUUAAUAGACAACUCAUUCACAUUAAGAGCAGGAGAUGGCACCUUACGUUUAACAGCACAAGAACUUGAAGACAGCUCGAGCGACGGAAGGAAGAGUACUGUGACAAGUACUACAUUAAAUGCGAUGCAACAAUAUAGUGAUGAAUUCAGAGCCUCCUUAAGUUAUACAAAUCAUCGGAAUGACUCUACUGAUACCUUGAUGAAAACAAACAACAGACCACCUAUAGAAUCAACUUCUCCUUCACAAUUAUCCGUAUCGACAAUAAAGGUGAAAGAAAGCACACCGCCCCAAGAAAACACCAUGGCUGUUAGGAUACGCUCAUCUCCAGCGUUUUCGCCUGUGGAUAAUAUGCCCCCACCACCAUUUUUCUCAGGUGAUAAUAUGAGUGAUAGCUCUGGGGAAUAUGAAGACACAAUAUCCCUUAACUCAAAAGAAAUUCAUUUACUUCGUGAUUGUUUUUCAAAGUCAGCAUCGCCAUCUCCAUCGCCAUCUCCCAUAUUCUUAUAA
Messenger RNA from Saccharomyces eubayanus, 2019 nucleotides. It is a transcript of the gene PIG1, whose product is annotated as protein phosphatase regulator PIG1. Gene Ontology annotation, cellular component: protein phosphatase type 1 complex. The record is from RefSeq and is a predicted model, not a curated record. Gene Ontology annotation, molecular function: protein phosphatase 1 binding; glycogen binding. Bases 1 to 2019 code for a protein of 672 amino acids. The transcript has a single exon. NCBI's taxonomy places the organism in Eukaryota, Fungi, Ascomycota, Saccharomycetes, Saccharomycetales, Saccharomycetaceae. Gene Ontology annotation, biological process: regulation of glycogen biosynthetic process.